AUGAUCCGUUUCCUUAGUCCAUAACUCCAUAUGCAAACUUAGCCAAGAAGAGUCAACGGCACGUAAACCAGCGAAACUGCAACUGGUUUUCACACGCCUUUUCAUCACAGCCGUCCAUUCCCAUCAACAUCCGGGCUUUCUUCCCCGUCUAUAAAUAAAGAGAGGUUUUGCGGUUGUUUCAACCACCGUUUGAUCACUUUUUCAUUGACGACCGAAAGUUGGGUCUCUUUUUUCAAACUUCGACGACUGCGUUUUGAUUUUUGAUCUUCCAUUUCCGCAAUCAUGGCCGAGGGCGAAGGAAACGUGAAUAUGCAACAACAGAUGGAAAAUGAGGAGGAAGAGAGGCUAAAAUAUUUGGAAUUUGUGCAAGUGGCUGUUAUUCAUGCCGUUGUGACCUUCACAAACCUCUACCUUUAUGCCAAGGAAAAGGCUGGUCCAUUGAAGCCUGGGGUUGAGACCGUUGAGGGUACCGUCAAGAGCGUGGUUGGACCUGUCUAUUACAAGUUCCACGAUGUUCCCAAUGAGGUUCUCAAGUUUGUAGAUCGCAAGGUUGAUGAAUCUGUCACUAAUCUGGAUAGUCGUGUUCCGCCAGUUGUCAAGCAGGUGUCUGCUCAAGCUUACUCAGUAGCUCGAGAGGCCCCUGUGGCUGCUCGUGCUGUGGCGUCUGAAGUUAAUCAAAGUGGUGUGAAGGAAACUGCUUCUGGAUUGGCAAAAACUUUGUACACCAAGUAUGAACCUAAGGCCAAGGAGCUUUACUCCAAGUACGAACCAAAAGCAGAACAAUGUGCAGUCACCGCGUGGCGCAAGCUCAAUCAGCUGCCGCUCUUCCCUCAAGUGGCACAAGUUGUUGUGCCAACUGCAGCUUAUUGCUCUGAAAAGUACAACCAGACGGUACUAAGCACUUUUGAGAAGGGAUACCGAGUUUCCUCUUAUUUGCCUUUGGUGCCUACGGAGAGAAUUGCAAAGGUGUUUAGCGAUGAUGUGGCUCAAUCCACGCCACUUGUUUCCAGCUGAGCAAGAUGAUUUUGUGCUCAAGAAAUGGAUGUUGGUGUGAUUAUUAUGUAUUUUCUUUUGAUUGUGUAGUGUGUUUAGACAAAUAUGCGUGUGAUGGUGUGUUUUGAAGAUACAUAAUGUGAAAUUGAGAAUAAAUGGUCAAUAGCCCAAUAGAGUUAUUGGUCAAUAUCUAAUUGACUUUUUUCGUUCUUUUAA
Hevea brasiliensis (rubber tree) is the source of this 1209-nucleotide messenger RNA. RefSeq names its product REF/SRPP-like protein At3g05500. Bases 283 to 1014 code for a protein of 243 amino acids. The record is from RefSeq and is a predicted model, not a curated record. Lineage: Eukaryota; Viridiplantae; Streptophyta; Magnoliopsida; Malpighiales; Euphorbiaceae. The transcript is spliced from 3 exons.